This is a messenger RNA of Pichia membranifaciens NRRL Y-2026, 288 nucleotides long. RefSeq lists its product as hypothetical. The annotation marks the transcript as partial. Gene Ontology annotation, cellular component: ribosome; cytosolic large ribosomal subunit. Gene Ontology annotation, molecular function: structural constituent of ribosome. Gene Ontology annotation, biological process: cytoplasmic translation. The transcript has a single exon. The record is from RefSeq and is a predicted model, not a curated record. Lineage: Eukaryota; Fungi; Ascomycota; Pichiomycetes; Pichiales; Pichiaceae.
GGUAUCAUUCUUGGUUUAAACAAAGGUCACAAGGUCGAAGCUAAGGCUGUCGCACCAAGACAAUCAUACAAGAAGGGCUCCAAGUCCAACAGAACCACCUUCGUCAGAUCCUUGAUCAGAGAAGUUGCUGGCUUGGCUCCAUACGAAAGAAGAGUUGUCGACUUGAUCAGAAACUCUGGUGAAAAGAGAGCUAAGAAGUUCGCCAAGAAGAGAUUAGGUACCCAAAAGAGAGCUUUGGCCAAGGUUGAAGAAAUGAACAACAUCAUUGCUCAAGCUAGAAAGCACUAA